AUGUCAGCACCAAAACCUUGGGAAAGAACUCAAACUUCGCUAAAUUCAGCCACAAAUUCAAGUGAUAUUAUUGCAAGAUCUGGAGAACAAAUCAAGGCUAAUCCUGAUGCAUUGACUCAAAAUGCUUUGAGUAAAGGAGACACUAGUACUGUUCAUAAGUCACCUACUACUAAUAAUCCUACUACUGCUACAACAUCUGGAACAACAGGAAGCUCAACAGCGAACAAUACGACUACAAAUAAUACUUCUACCACUGGGUACAACAGGUAUGGCAACAGCAUGUACGGAGGCGGGGGAAUGUACGGAGGCGGUGGAAUGUAUGGCGGAGGCAUGUAUGGUGGAGGCAUGUACGGCGGAGGCAUGUACGGCGGUGGCAUGUAUGGCCAACAAGGAGGUUUUCUCAACUCAAUGAACCAAUACGUAUUCUCAUUCUGCCAAGCAGCGCAAAUGAUUGAAUAUAAUUCCAACGGAAUCGCAGGUCUUGCAAUAAUGAUUCAAAAGUUCUUCAAAUGGCUCAUAGAUGAAGGAAAAGACCUUAUAGUUUACCUUGGGAUGCUUGUUAUCACGCAAGUGAAAUCAGUCAGAGAAUGGGUGACCAAAAUGAUCCAUCAUUACUUAUUUAGCACAAGUUUAAUAGAAGAGAAAGCUCAAGAUGAAAACAAGAGAGUAAAAUACGUACAGAUCAUCCUUAAGGUACUCCAGACCAUUCUCGGGUUGAUCUUGCUUAGAUAUUUUUACGGUAGACUCAAAAAGCUGGUUCUCUCGUAAUGAUGUCAUUUCUAUUUAUCUGUAAGAAUUCUCAACC
Moneuplotes crassus is the source of this 805-nucleotide messenger RNA. The record is from the annotation of a GenBank genome assembly. Lineage: Eukaryota; Ciliophora; Spirotrichea; Euplotida; Euplotidae.